Molecule: messenger RNA, 2118 nt
Organism: Diaporthe batatas
Lineage: Eukaryota; Fungi; Ascomycota; Sordariomycetes; Diaporthales; Diaporthaceae
Exons: 4
Coding region: 156-1973 (605 amino acids)
Biological process (GO): positive regulation of transcription by RNA polymerase II; DNA-templated transcription
Molecular function (GO): sequence-specific DNA binding; zinc ion binding; DNA-binding transcription factor activity, RNA polymerase II-specific
Source: RefSeq, a predicted model, not a curated record
CCUGCCCUCAGGUAACUGUUAGUCCUGUUGCUCUUGGAUCGCGUUGCAUAUCUGAGCGGUGUGUUGAGGAUUAUUUUUUGAUGAAAAUCUUGCCAAAGGGAUAGACACCCAAGCUGCUGGAACCCACCUGGGCAGGUUCUCGUGGCGGGUUGGCCAUGCCUUCACGAGGACGCGUGAAUCGACGCUCAAACGUCAGACGAACAAAUGUCACCGCCUGCAAACGAUGCCGGUCUCGAAAACAGCGCUGCGACCAGAACAUCCCGGCUUGCUCUAACUGUGAGCGUGCUGGCGUUGCUUGUGUGAGUACUGACAUUGACGGUAAAGUUGUGCCCCGAAGCUACAUACAGAGCUUAGAAGACAGGGUAGCUUAUCUCGAAUCCCAACUAGAAAGCCGAGGAAGUCUUGACUUCCAAUCAAACUCGGAGGACUCUGCCGAGCCACGCCAGGGUGGAACCUCAUGCAGAGAUCCGAUCGAGCUGGUUCUUUCCCAGAGCCUGAAUACAGACGUGUUUUACAAUACCAUCGCAACUUCCAAUGGACAGUCGCUUCUUCGCCUGUUGCUGGCUGAGCCGGUCAGAAGCGUGUUGCAGACGUCGCGACCGGAAGAUCAUCGGGCUGUUCUAGAUGAGUUACCGAGUGAUGCGCAAGCCUCGUUACCCAGUCGAGACGGUGCAAAGCGACUUAUUGACACCUACUUCGAACACUGCGAGUUCUUCUCUCCCAUCAUAUCAUCGAAAGAUGUCUUUUCUUCCUCAAUUGCGGUGCUCUGUAAUCAGCAAUCCGAUCCAGGAAGCUCUGCGGGAUCACCGAGCACUUUCCGCGCAUACAUCGUCUUUGCCACAGCAAUACUGUUGCUUAACAGGACAGAUCCCGCCUUCCCCAUUGCCAGGGCAGACAGCUACUUUGCUUCAGCAAUCCGACUGCUUGCCCAAAAUCCAGCCGCCAUUUGUGCAGGCGAUCAAUUAUGCAACUUGCUGCUCGUGGCACAGUAUUGUUCCUUCGCCUCUAAUCUGAGCGGAGCAUGGCACUUUAUUGGCCUUGCAUCCAGGCUGGCAGUCGAACUGGGCUUGCAUGAUGAGCGUGCUCUUGAUAUGAGGCUCAGUCAGGACGACGUCAAUCAGCGCCGAUGGCUUUUCUGGGGUUUCUAUACUUUGGAGCGUAAUCUUUGCGUCGUUGUGGGAAGACCAUUUUCGAUCCCAGACGAAGCCAUUCACACGCCAUUGCCGGAGCUCGCUGAGGGCGAAGACAGCCGGGCCAUGGCUCUUCACCUAAUCAAGCACCGCAGGCUCGAGUCAGAGAUCUACACCACUAUCAAUCAGAAAGCACCGGCGAACGGCGCUGUCAUUGACUUAUUCGCUUGGCGGGAUGCGAUGAGAAGUAGAGUCAUUGAAUGGUCGAGCUCAACGCCAACCACAUCCGCCGCGUCCACACAACUUACACCCACCGGUAUCUUCAGCUCCUUCUUGCACAUCGAUCUCGUUAAUCUCUACUAUCCUUCUGCAGCUUUUCCAGACCCGUCGCAAAACGAUAUCCUCAUAAUCGCGCAGAGCGCCUCCGAGAGCAUUGCCAACUAUCGCCGCGCCUUUCGAGACGGACAGCUACGCUUCUUCUGGCGUACUACGCACAAUCUUUUCAAGAGCGGUGUUGCGAUGGCCUACUGUGUUCACCUGAACUCUUCAAACCAGUAUCCUGACUUGAAUCAAGCGGACAUGAUUGCAUCUGUCAACACCUGCAUGUCUGUCCUCUGGGCCAUGGUUGAGCGUUAUCCUCCUGGCUCGGUAUAUCGAGAUGCAUAUGAGCUUCUGUCAAAUUCUGUGCUUAGAUCGGGUGACAAUGUUGGCAGCCUCGGGGAUUUUCAGCGUCAGGGAACCUCUCAGUUUGCCUUUGAACCGACAUUCUGGACGGACAUUUCAUUGCCUCAGGCAUCAAUUGAUGCUUUAAAUUGGGGCUUCGGGGGUUUCUCAUGGAAUUAAGGCUAUCUUCGCACACGCUAAACUUGACUCCACCUGAAAGGACUUGUCUCUAGGAUAAAUAGACCCUGGACGUGCCUGGGAAAACAUGAAUUACAUUAGGAACACCAGGCGGCGGCUAAUCGAUGUGUGGCAUUGGUUCUCUUUG